Helianthus annuus (common sunflower) is the source of this 2037-nucleotide messenger RNA. RefSeq names its product rop guanine nucleotide exchange factor 1. The record is from RefSeq and is a predicted model, not a curated record. Gene Ontology annotation, molecular function: guanyl-nucleotide exchange factor activity. Bases 172 to 1875 code for a protein of 567 amino acids. The transcript is spliced from 6 exons. NCBI's taxonomy places the organism in Eukaryota, Viridiplantae, Streptophyta, Magnoliopsida, Asterales, Asteraceae.
UGCCUUGGACUCCUUCACUCUCACAGCUUUAUUUCAUCUUCUUCUGCCCCUUUCAGCUUUUUGUCACCACCACCACCACCACCACCGGCGGCAACGGCAGCAGUACGACGGGCUCCGUACACCACCACCACCAUCACUACGACUACCGGCAGUCUGCAUUUCACAUUUUAGAUGUCUACGAGUGUAUGCUCAUCGGAAUCAGACAACAACAACAACAACAACAACAACAUUUUCAGUACGAGUGGAAGAUGUAUUGAGGAUGAGAGUUGCAGUCUGAGUGCUGACGUCAGCGAGUCGGACAGUUCGAGUGGUUGUUUCUCCGGUUCGUUGAAAUCGUCGUCGUUUGCUGCUUCUAAUUCUGUUUCCGGCAAUGAUUUGAACUUUCCGGUGCCACCGUUUACGUUUCCGGUGGUUGGCGGGAAUGAUGACGUCAUGGAUUGGGAUAAGAAGAAGAUGAAGAGAGGGCCUGAUUCUGAUUUAUCUGAAAUUGAUAUGAUGAAGGAGAAGUUUGCGAAGCUUCUGCUUGGAGAAGACAUGUCAGGAGGAGGCAAAGGUGUCUGUACCGCGUUAGCGAUUUCAAAUGCGAUAACAAAUCUUUCUGCUUCUGUGUUUGGGGAGCUAUGGAGGUUGGAGCCCUUGGCAUCUCAAAAGAAGACAAUGUGGCAGAGAGAGAUGGAUUGGCUGCUAUCCGUUAGUGACUCCAUCGUAGAUUUUGUACCUUCAAUACAACAAUCUUCCGAUGGUGCAACUUAUGAAGUAAUGGCAACGCAUCCACGAGCAGAUCUGGCUCUAAAUCUCCCUGCUUUAAAGAAGCUUGAUUCAAUGUUGAUCACUAUGCUAGAUGGGUUUUGUAAGACAGAGUUCUGGUAUGUUGAUCGUGGCAUCGUUCUAGCAGAAGGUGACAGCUGCGAAGCAUGUUCGCCCCGUCUCUGUAACGGACGGCCUUCAGUUAGGCAAGAAGAAAAGUGGUGGCUGCCAUAUCCUAAACUCCCGCCCAACGGGUUAUCCGAAGAUGCAAGAAAGAAGUUACAGCAGUGCAGAGACUGCACAAACCAGAUACUCAAAGCGUCCUUAGCUAUAAACAGUAAUGUACUUGCUGAAAUGGAGAUUCCAAAUGCCUACUUGGAAUCCUUACCCAAGAAUGGGAAAGCGUGUUUAGGGGACAUUAUCUAUCGCUACAUUACCGCAGAAAAGUUUUCUGCUGAACAUCUUCUUGAUUGUCUAGACUUGUCAUCAGAACACCACACUCUAGAGAUAGCAAAUCGGCUUGAGGGAGCGAUUUAUGCAUGGAGAUUAAAGGAUUCCAAUUCAAAAACCAAACACUCAUCAUGGAGCGGGAAAGUUAAGGGUUUAGUUCUUGAUGGUGACAAGAGCGCAUAUUUAGCACAAAGGGCCGAAACCCUGUUACAUAGUUUAAGACUUCGGUUUCCUAGCCUUCCUCAAACGGCAUUGGAUAUGAACAAAAUUCAAUAUAACAAGGAUGUUGGGCAAUCGAUACUGGAAAGCUACUCAAGGGUACUGGAGAGCCUAGCAUUUAACAUAACCGCAAGAAUUGACGACGUCAUGUUUGUAGACGAUGCUACAAAACAUUCAGAAUCAUUAUCCACUUUUAACAGAGGCGGUUUAGGAGGGCGGCCGAUACAAAAACGAAUGGCACCGAGUCCAUUCUCAAUCCAACACACGCCUUAUUCGUCACCAUUUGCUACCCCAACUUUCUCCACAUCCCCUAUUUUGAUCCGUAGCCCGGCUAGAGCGCAUCCUACGCCUAUUAACGAUGAUAAUUGUUCAAAUGAUAAGUUAGAUACCCCGAAGCCUGCUGACCUGGAGAAGCUAUGGAAGUUUGCUGGAAGUAGUAAUGUGAUAGAGAGAGAUUAGUUUGAUUAGUGAGUGUAUAUGUAGUUAGUUGGUUAGUUACCCUUAUGGGUUUCUUAUUAUGCUUAGUAGUAAGGAUGAUAUGAGCACAUCGAGUUUGAUCCUUCUGUUUUUGUUGUUAUUACCAAAUUGGGGAUAAUCUACUUCAUGUCGUUUUUCUUAAAA